Messenger RNA from Aspergillus calidoustus, 1251 nucleotides. NCBI's taxonomy places the organism in Eukaryota, Fungi, Ascomycota, Eurotiomycetes, Eurotiales, Aspergillaceae. The record is from the annotation of a GenBank genome assembly.
AUGCCUUCGCGUCGCAGCCAUACCAAGUCCCGAAGGGGAUGUUUCCAAUGUAAACGGAGACAUGUCAAGUGCGACGAAGACAUUCCGCGCUGCACACUGUGCAAAAAGCGAGGGCUCGAGUGUACAUACCCCCCUCCUACCGAGGGCGAUGGCCAAUUCCCGCCGACACCACAGGGCAGCAGCAGCGCCACCGAGAACAGCACACACCCGGACGCCGAGUGGCCCGUGCAAACGCGCCUGCUCGAGAUGAAGCUCUUCCACCACUACGUCAUCGACGCCUCGUUCACGCUGCGGCAGGAUGUCCUUGACCCGGGCCACUUCCAGGUCGCGGUCCCGCGGCUUGCAUCUUCGAAUCCCUUCUUAUUAGAUAUCCUCCUCGCAUUCUCCGCACUACACCUCGCCUUCCUCGAACAAGGCACCAGCGAGGCCAAGUGGCUCGAGAUCGCGCUCAAGUACCAGAACCGCGCGUGCUCGGCGUUUAGCAAGGUGCUUGCGGGGCUAUCCCCCGAGAGCUUGGGUCCGGCGUUUAUCUGUUCGAUUUUCAUCAUGCUGUGCGCUUUUGCGUACCCGUGUGUGUCGCAGAAUCGGGACACGUUUGAUCCGCUCGCGCAGGUGUUGGAGAUUCACCGGUUGCUUGUGGGUUGUGCGUUUUUGUUCCAGCAGCUGGAUAGUGUGGAGCAGCCCGAGGAGAUGCGCGCAUGGCUUGUUUAUAAGCAGCCCGAGGUUUUUGUUAAGAAUGGGGUUGUUGAGGAGGCGCAGGAUAACUCCGCUUUGGAAGAGUUACAACGCGACCUCCUCAAAUCCCUCGAUAACCUCCACAGCGCAAUCUCCUCAUCAGACAGCCCUCACCGCACCAUGUACCAAAGCACCUGGGCGACGCUCGACGAGAUGAUCAAAGAGUGGCCCCUCGGCAAAGCCAAGGGCGGGAUCCUAGCCUUCCCGAUCCACAUCAGCGAGGAGUUCAUGGCGCGGCUAAAGGAGGGCGACUGGACGGCUCGGAUGUUGUUCUUGCAUUAUGGGGUUGGAAUGCAUCUGCUGUCGAAUAAGUGGUAUGUGGGGAUCUGGGGACGGCGGCUCGUUGCGACGGUGCUGCAGCCUGGGGAGGAGAUUCCGCCAUCUUGGGAGGGCACGGUGAGGUGGGCUAGGAGGGCGGUGGGGUGUGAUGUGGAUGGUGAUGAUGAGUCGGGCAUUCCGGUUAAGGUGGAGGGCACGGAGUUGGUGGAGACGGGCGAGAAGACUUGUGUUCUAUAG